UGUAAGUUCCUUGGCCCGUUUAGGUUUCAAAAUGUUGCCCCGAGUACUCCGAGCAUCUGCCGCCGCCGCCGUUCGCCAAUUUUCGACGAGGGCGGAUGCUGCGUUGGCUACGGCGCCGGAGAAGCUUUCGAGAGAGGGAGAAGAUGUCUCUAUGAACAGGAGCACCUCCAAGAGCACAGGCCGGGACACGUUGGGGCGACGCCUUUUUGCUCUGGUCUACUCGAAGCGGAGCGCUGCCAUAACCAUACGGAAGUGGAAAGAGGAGGGGCACGAUGUGCGAAAGUACGAGCUCAAUCGUAUUGUUCGUGAGCUACGGAAGCUUAAGCGUUAUAAACACGCUCUAGAGGUUUGUGAAUGGAUGAGGUUGCAGGAAGACAUGAAGCUGGUGCCCGGGGACUUUGCUGUCCACUUGGAUUUGAUUGCAAAAAUCCGUGGUCUAAACAGUGCAGAGAAGUUUUUCGAAGAUCUCCCUGAGAAAAUGAGAGAUCCUGCAACCUGCAGUGCCCUUCUUCACACCUAUGUCCAGUAUAACGAAUAUAACAAGGCUGAGGCAGUGAUGAAGAAGAUGUCAGAAAGCGGUUUCCUGACAAGUCCCCUUCCAUAUAAUCACAUGUUGUCUUUAUAUGUAUCCACAGGGGAUUUACAGAAGGUUCCUGAACUGAUUAAAGAGGUGAAGAAAACCACCUCUCCGGAUAUUGUGACAUAUAACCUUUGGCUAGCUGCAUGUGCAUCUCAGAAUUUAAUUGAUACAGCUGAAAAGGUAUUCCAAGAACUUAGUAGUAAGGCCAAAUUAGAACCAGACUGGGUGACGUACAGCACGAUGGCCAGCAUCUACAUCAAGAAUUCAUUUCAUGAAAAUGCAGAAUCUGCAUUGAAGGAGAUGGAGAAGAAGAUCAAUAAAAACAUCCGGGUGGCUUAUUCAUCCCUCAUCAGUUUGCACACGGCUCUUGGAAAUAAGAACGACGUUCAUAGAAUCUGGAAAAAGAUGAAGUCUACUUACCGCAAGCUGAAUGACUCCGAGUAUACUUGCAUGAUAAAUUCUUUACUGAAACUUAAGGUUAUUGAAGGAGCAGAGGAACUGUACACCGAAUGGGAAUCCAUUUCCCCAACCAAAGACACAAGGGUUCCAAAUUUGCUUCUUGCUGCUUAUAUUAACAACGAUCAAAUGGAAAAGGCUGAAGCUUUUCACAAUCGGAUGGUGCAGAAUGACAUAGUCCCGGGAUAUACCACUUGGGAGCUGCUUACGUAUGGUUAUUUGAAACAAAAGCAGGUUGACAAGGUGCUUGAAUGUUUCCAGAAAGCUGUUAAAAGUGUGCGAAAAUGGGAUCCAGAUGAAAAGCUGGUUCAAGAAAUAUCUUCUGUCAUCAAGGAGUUUGGCGAUGUUGUGGAUGCAGAAAAGUUGCUAGCCACCCUUCGUCGUGCUGGUUAUGUAAAUACGGAAACUUACAACUCUCUUCUCCGAACAUAUGCAAAAGCGGGAAAGAUGCCUAUUAUCAUGGCAGAGAGGAUGAAGAAGGACAAUGUCGAGAUGGAUGAAGAGACAAAGAGACUACUUCGAUUAACCAGCACAAUGCGUGUUAGUGAAAUUCCAAGUGAUCUUUAACUACAGAUGAGGAUUAUCUGCGAAUAUAUAGCACUGUUCGCCGGUUGACAUUAUAAUAUUAUAUAAGGGAAACUCUGGAAACAAUUCUCCUCCACUGCCGAUGGCUGAGGGCCAUCGAGACAGCAAACUGGACAACAUUAAAGUCCCAACUAUUGCUAGAUAAGUGUCUGAAAACCAGUUGUGCAACAGCAUUCGGGUAAUUGAACUAGAGUUUUAUGAUGUCUGAAUUGUCACAUCACUUCUAAUCUGGUUAUCCCAUCAUACUAGAAACCCAGUCUUCAAUACACUGUUCUGAUUUGGAUCAGACUUAAUAUGCAUUCAUAAGUUUUAUUUUGAUGUUGUUCGUCGUCUUCA
This is a messenger RNA of Andrographis paniculata, 1957 nucleotides long. Its product is annotated as pentatricopeptide repeat-containing protein At4g02820, mitochondrial. The coding region runs from base 32 to 1603 and encodes 523 amino acids. The transcript is spliced from 2 exons. Gene Ontology annotation, cellular component: mitochondrion. The record is from RefSeq and is a predicted model, not a curated record. Gene Ontology annotation, molecular function: protein binding. NCBI's taxonomy places the organism in Eukaryota, Viridiplantae, Streptophyta, Magnoliopsida, Lamiales, Acanthaceae.